Epinephelus fuscoguttatus (brown-marbled grouper) is the source of this 2363-nucleotide messenger RNA. It is a transcript of the gene sms, whose product is annotated as spermine synthase. The record is from RefSeq and is a predicted model, not a curated record. The transcript is spliced from 11 exons. Gene Ontology annotation, biological process: spermine biosynthetic process. Gene Ontology annotation, molecular function: spermine synthase activity. The coding region runs from base 125 to 1207 and encodes 360 amino acids. NCBI's taxonomy places the organism in Eukaryota, Metazoa, Chordata, Actinopteri, Perciformes, Serranidae.
CCACGCCUGGUUUGGUGUAGUGGGCAGUGGUAGCAGCAGUGGUAGCAGGGCCCUCCCUCUGUCUCUGCAGAUAAAUACUCGCAGCCUCUCCAUUCCCAGGCAUGGAAGACGGUUGCUCUCAAACAUGGCUCUGCGACACUACACCCUCGACUUCAAGCUCUCUACUGCAGUUGACUCUGCAUCGACAGUUCCUGGUCUACUGUCCAUAUUUCAUGAGCAGGAAAUGACAGAGACUGUCCAUGAAACAAAUGGGCAUGGAUACCUUGGUACUUUUGUAGGCAAGAAUGGCCGGCUUGCUGUUCUGCGUGUGCACUCCCGUGGGUUGGUCACUGUUGAUCUGCAGUGUUAUGAAGAGGACAACAUUGCACAAGUAGACAAUCUUUUAAAUGCACUGGAAACAAAGCUAAAGGAAACCCUAAAAGACAAUAUUACAAGGAUUAAGAGGCUUCCAGCCCUCCUACGAGGAGCAGAGGUUGACAGAUACUGGCCCACGACUGAUGGCAGACUGGUUGAGUACGACAUGGACCAGAUGGUGUACGAAGAAGAUUCUCCAUACCAAAACAUUAAGAUUUUGCACUCAAACCAGUAUGGAAAUGUCCUAAUACUGGACGAUGACUUAAACCUGGCAGAGAGUGAUUUGGCCUACACCAAAGCCAUCAUGGGCAGCGGAAGAGAGAAUUUUGCUGGAAAAGAGGUGCUGAUUUUGGGAGGAGGCGACGGAGGCAUCCUGUCUGAGAUGGUCAAACAAAAGCCAAAGAUGAUCACCAUGUUGGAUAUUGACCAGAAGGUGAUAGACGCGUGCAAAAAGCACAUGAGGAAAACUUGCGGCCAUGUCCUCGACAACCUGAAGGGAGACUGUUACCAAGUUCUAGUUGAGGACUGUGUCCCUGUGCUGAAGAAGUAUGUCUCAGACGGAAAGACAUUUGAUUACGUAAUCAAUGACCUGACUGCAAUCCCAAUUUCCACAGAGCCAGAAGAAGAUUCAACAUGGGAGUUCCUGCGUCUCAUCUUGGAUCUGUCGAUGAAAGUCCUGCAUCCCUCGGGGAAAUAUCUUACACAGGGUAACGCCGAGAACAUGACAGAGGCUCUGUGUCUGUACGAGGAGCAGCUGAGGAAGCUCUCGUGUCCUGUGAAGUUCUCCAAAGAGGUGGUGUGCGUGCCCUCCUACUUGGAGCAAUGGGUUUUCUACAACAUCUGGAAGGUGUAAAGAAGAUGCUGUCUGCUUGAAUCCCCAGCAGCUGGAAUGUGAAUGCUCGUCCCAUUUCUGCUGUAGCCUUAAAGGUCUGUUCAGACUGAACGUGACAAACAUUAGAGGCAAUACAAAGUUUGGAUAAAUGUAUUAUUUGGGCUUCAAAACAAAAAAAAAAAAAAGGGUCUGGAGAAAUAUAAUGAAGAAAAAUAAUUGGAGUUCUACACACUGGUUGCAGUCUGUACCUAUUGUUAAUGAGCUCCAGCUGACUGACAACAGCUAACAUCUGUUCAGCAAUUGGCUGUUUUUGGUUAAUAAGCAUGGAUUGCAAAAACACUCCCAACAGUGAAGUUAUUGUGAAUAAGUCAAGAUGAAAAUUGAAUUUACAUUCAGUCUGAGCACAUCUGAAGGGGUACAAUGGCGGUUUUAUUAUCCCCGCUCCAUUAACCCCAUUUGACCCUAAUCUUCCUUCUCUUUGUUCCUGUUUUAGUUGUGUUCUACCAUUGUUUACUACAACUUAUCAGUUGUAUUUUGUUCAUGUUACUUGAUUUGUAAUGUCCAUUUGCAUGUACUCUGAAGGAACCGUUAGCUGUUUAAACAGUGAUUUGAUACACUGAUAAUGUGGUGUAACUCAUCUUUUCAUCAACAGGCGUGUGUUCUCUUGUUUUCCUUAGAUUUUCUAAGGUUCUUUACUUUUGAGUGAUGAGCUCCUGUCGUGUGAUAGGCCAAGAUGUAGGGUCAGCCCGUCUGAACUGAGUUGCUUGUAAGCUCUGUAUUUGUUACUGCCUUUCAAAUGUGAUUGAUUCUUUCAGGUUGUAUCAAGGCAAUGUGAUCAUGCCCAGUGAGACUGAAGUUUUUAAGUCCAAAUGUGUUUUAAAAGGGAAACGAUUCCACCACUUUAAUGCCACCUCUGUGCUUGUGCUGUUUUUAUGUCAUGUUUUAUUAGCACCUUUUGGUUUCUCCAAUAUAUUUAAAGUUUUUUAAGACUGUAUUAGGUGCAUGUAAAGGACAGUGAAUGUAGCUUGCAUAUACAGUACACAGCACGUUUACACGUGAUCAACCCUGUGGGACUCAGUUACAUUUAUUUAUUCUAUAAUUUCACCAAAUGCUGUUCUGUCCCACUUGAGAUACUUUCUGUGAACUCUACAAUAAAAAAUGUUUUUGGGGGAAAAUA